This is a messenger RNA of Annulohypoxylon truncatum, 4194 nucleotides long. RefSeq lists its product as uncharacterized. The record is from RefSeq and is a predicted model, not a curated record. The transcript has 2 exons. Gene Ontology annotation, biological process: regulation of mitotic cytokinesis. Gene Ontology annotation, molecular function: GTPase activator activity. The coding region runs from base 285 to 3638 and encodes 1117 amino acids. Lineage: Eukaryota; Fungi; Ascomycota; Sordariomycetes; Xylariales; Hypoxylaceae.
ACCCUGCUGCCAGUAACAGUAAAUAUUGGACCAUUCCGCAUAAUAGAACGAAUCGUCGCGCCAGGCCACUCAACCUACGACCGCCGACCAACUACUUACGACAUCACACGCACACAGACCUGGAAUUUUAUAAAAUUAGGUUUAUUCACUUCGUCAAACUUCUAGAACACGACGUCUUCAUGUCUCAAUGAACAAUGGUUACGAGAACUUUGCAGAGAGUCGACUCUUUUUCCUCCCGCUCCUCUACAGAAGGCAGCUCUCUGUUCUCCUAACACCCGUUCAAGAUGCAGACGGUUCCAAGUCUUAUUGGAGCUGGUACUGCGGUCGCCGCGGCGGCAACGGGGCUAGUCUUUGGUGAAUUGCCAGAUGGACAACCCACACUGCACCCAGACUCUAGCAAGAGAAAGUCGAUAAUAUCUGAUAGAGACUUUCUCAGUGUAUUCUCAUCACGACCUGGAACAACGAACUCGACUGCCACCGCUCCGCCGAAGAACGACUUUGUUCAAGACUCGAACCAACAAUCCUCUUCUUCUAAUGCGACGGCCCGACCGCGAAUUCCUCGACGACCUUCCCAUAUCCAUAUAACACCACCGAAAUCUUCAGGAGCACGGCACUCUGCUGCUAAACAAGGCGAAUUUUCACCUGCUACCCCCAUCGCCGAAGACACGCGUGAUUCCCUUUCUUCGAGUAGUUCGUGGAUACGAAGAUUAUCUAUACGACCGCUAUCCCAGCACGAGAGUAUAAGGUCAAGUGUGGGUCCAGAUUCGCCUUCCAUCACCUUUUCCCACGGGUCCGCUGCGCCAAUCCUCUCGCCUGGAGGGCAUCCACCUGCACAACUACCUCCAAAUAAAUUGGUGAAACGCGCAUCCGCCGUCAACGGAAGCAACACCGGCCCUUUAGCUCGACGAGGUUCAAAGGCUCAGAUGACAUUACGCAGACCAGCUACGAGCCACCAGCGGUCUGCUACAUUAAAUCAGCAGAUUAAUCCCGAAGAGUUACCACCUUUGACAAAGAUCUCGUUUGACCAACAUAGUCGGCCUAGAGCGCAGACUCUAGCUAGUCCAACCGAGUCGGAAUUCCCUGUUUCCAGCAGGAAGUCGUCACCGUGGAAGUCGUUUUGGCAUUCUCGUUUAUCUCGAACCACCGUUAAAUCCUCACCGCUGAGGUCCAACGAGACAACUGCUCUACCUGGUGCUAAGCGGAUCUGUGUAGAGCAGCAAGGUCGCCGAAGAGCCUUCUUAGUGGCGCCGAGUCUUCUUAUGGGUACCUCUAUUCUAGAGGUGCCGGAUGACAUCCCACAUGAACCAGAGAGUCAGUCUAACACUGAAGCUAGUCCUCAAACCUCAGACAAGUCCUCGACAUCCCCUGAAGCUACGCCUUCUAAACAACCCCGACGGUCUAUUUCGAUGCAUUUCAGCUCACCCUCGAACUGGGUAUCAAAAACCGGAAGUCUCCGACGUCGUAAGCGCAGUGAGACCAUGGGUGGAUCGAAAAGGCAUGUAUCGGCUCCGGCCACGACGGGUGCUGAAUCGAUGCCUGGUCCUGACAUAACCGGUCACGAGGAAACCUCGAACGAUACUGGUGGUCUAGAUACUACCGAGGCGGAGUCUGAUGCAUUAGUUCGACCUCCUACUCGCCCACGAAAUGUCUCGUCUCCUUUGCCGCCUAUCUCGAGGCUCUCGAGUUUUCAUAUUGAUUUAAACAAGAUCGGGUCGUUGACAGCGGGACAUUAUGCCCCAUCUGAGAUAUCCACGGCUAAUUCUGCAACUGGCCCAAGAGUAGUUUCGAAUGCGUCGCAAGCCCGGACGCUCGAUCGUACCUCGACAACUGCUAGUUCGGAGUAUCACCGUGGAUUUACUUCUGGUGAUGAUGAUGACACCGACUUUAAGACGGAUACUCCGUUUGAUUCGAUACGAACAGCAGCAUCAGGACGUAGGAAGACUCUCGACAGCCCAUUAGAGUCGAUGUUCGACGAAUCUCCACCGAGUACUGCAGGUAACAAUAGCAAGCCGAAACGUCUGUCAAUACAAGAGAUUUUAGGACCAACGUUUAAUGAUGGAAACAAGAUUAUGGAGGAAGAUGAGAAUUUAGCCACUCCUAUCCGAGGAGCGUAUGUGCAAACUGGGGCACGGUUCCGGACGGCGAAUAUUGGAGACGAGGAUGGCUUCGAUUCUAAUCCAGCAUCUCCUAAUUUCACCACGCAAAGAGAUGAGACUCGUUUUUCGUUCGACGACGACGACGACGAUCUCGACUGGGACAAUGAAGAAGAGAACGGGAUAUGUAAUCAUUUGUCUCCCCCUAGCUCCAUGAACUCGCGAAAAGGUAGCCCUAAUUCUCAAGCGGCACUGGGGUAUAGCAAUGGGAAUGCGAAGCCCAACAUGAGAGCCAACGCGCGUAUUGACCCUGCUAGGGAACGACCCCGAAGCACCGUUUUUGACUGGACAGAAUCUGUUGCCCACGAGAAGCAUGAUACUAAUGGUAAUCAUGCACGACCAAAGACGGUCCAUGGCAAGCAGGAAAUGGAUGUGCGGGGUGGGCGCUCUGCGAGUCGUAAAGGACCUACGCCCGCACAUGUGAGAAGCCAGAGUGUUCCUGUUGUUCCAGAUCAAUCCGAGGCUACUACACCUACUCCGAAGUUUGGAACAUGGGGGCUUGGCCAGAAGAAUGCGAGUGAGGAUUGGGAUGAUGAUUUUGAAUUUGAGGAAGAGGAGAAUUUUGGACUACUCUCUGGGAAUCAUGAGGAAUCCCGAUUUUCGAUGGUCGUCCCUGCGUCAAUCCAAGCAACCCAACCUACGAUUCGAGCCCACUCUGGCCAGAUACGAGAGCUGUCACUUCUGGUUAAUGAUCUCAAGCGACUGUGUCGGCUCGGUCGUGAGAUGGAUAUGCUUGGUGGAUCAUCUUCUAAGCUUUGGCGGGAGGCUGAGGGUAUUAUUGCUCUAGCCUCGCCCGACGAAGAUCCCACUGAGGUCGUCGACUCUAGGCAUAAUUCGGAGAACGAUCUUGUUGAUGAGCGAUUCAUUGAUCAAGGGUUUAACGGAGCUAAUCUUGACGAUCAUGGAUCUCCUAGGGUAACGGAAAGCCAACGAAAUGCUGUCGUCCGUGACCGUCCGGUUGGUCGACGCCGGUCUGUCUUCGCACCCGAUGACGACAUAUUCGGCACGUGGGAUCAAACAGAUGAAGAGCAGCUUCCCGAUCCGCCAAAGACCCCGGAGAAUCGGGCUGGUAAACCGGAAUUUGGCUCAACCAGUGUUGCUAGAUCUGUCAUGGAAGCUAUGCAUUCGCGCCAGGUCAAGCUUAACGCUCACCAUGAGGAUAAUGAGCCGCCUGGAAAGCUCAAUUUUGACACAAACAGCUUGAAGGAGUUGGUUAAGAGAGCCAGUGACUUGAGAGACGGUCUAUCGGACCUCGUUCGCAAAGCGGACCAUCUCACACAGAGCCCGGUACGAACUCCGAAACACACGAGGGCUGACGGUAGCCCUGCAUUUACGCGAGUAUUUGAUGAGCCGACGUCGACGUCAAGCCCUACCAGACGACUGCCUAAUAGCCACAGUAACACCUCUGUUAUAAGUAAUGGCUCUGUUGGUGCAUCCCCGUCUAAUGGGAUCAGUCAGCGUAUGCAGAUGAUGACUGUUAGCUGAAGACUGCGCACCCGUCGCUCAUGAACCCCCUUCACCUCGCAUCGAAUUAAACCCCAAUUCUGGUGGGAGCUAUGUAUAUGUACAAACGUUUGUCUAAUAAGCAUAGCGCAGGGUCGGUUUUCAGUUUUUCUUUUAUUCCAGGACUCGCAUACGGAGGGAAAUCCACUCUUACGUCUAAUUAUGUUGAGCGAACGCCGAAGGAAACCCCUGUCAGGUUGAUAUCUAAUUGUCGACCUGAGUACAAACCUAAUACGAUACUUUUCCAGUCCAUGCUACCAUCAGCAACGUCUGGACACACCACGAUGUCUAUUAUUUGCAGGAGCAUUAAUGCUUACCCAUACUCUUCUACUACGACUCCGAACACCUUGACGUACGAACGUCCAUGGAUGAUGAUACACUACCUCUAUAGAAUCACGGAGUAUUACGAAUACGAAUAACGAACUUUGCAUGCUUGGUCCAUGCCUGCACGACUCCAUGGCCUUAUCGGACCCAGAGCAAGAAAUGGAUCCGAAGGGUUCUUAAUUUUUACGCAUAUAUGGGGAUCACGAGUGGAGGC